This is a messenger RNA of Amphiprion ocellaris (clown anemonefish), 3662 nucleotides long. Its product is annotated as CD276 antigen homolog. The transcript has 4 exons. The record is from RefSeq and is a predicted model, not a curated record. Gene Ontology annotation, cellular component: external side of plasma membrane. Bases 411 to 866 code for a protein of 151 amino acids. Gene Ontology annotation, biological process: negative regulation of T cell proliferation; T cell costimulation; positive regulation of T cell proliferation. Lineage: Eukaryota; Metazoa; Chordata; Actinopteri; Pomacentridae.
UGAUUCCAUGGUGAAACGCUGCAGAGUUCGAUGGUUUCUGAGUGGAAUAAAGAGACGAGCUGCAGCUCCUCAGGUCUGAGUUUUAUGUUUGGACACGUUUCCUCCUUUGACAAACUCUGAUUUACCAGCAGACACGCUGCUGUUUACAUUCCUGUGAAUCCAUCGGUUACUGCAGACGAGCUGGAACUGGAACUGGGGGGCAAAUACUUCAUAAUGACUCUGUUAAUACAUAAACUGAGUAUUUAUACAAGUUUUCUCUGUUUACAGCCGCAGGGACCAAAGUCCUGCAGAGAACAUGAAGGGUCCAAACAUCUGAGCCUGAAGAGGAGGAGGAACCUGAAGGAAAUGUCCAGGAAACAUUCAGGAAACAUUUAGGAAACAUUCAGGGAACAUCCAGUUUCACCUUCUGGAUGUUGAUCUGGAGUUUAAAUAACGCAGUCUGUGGGUUGGACGUAGAGGGUUCCGUCGGUGGAUCCGUGGUCCUGCCCUGCAUCUACAGCGACCCUCUUCCCUCCAGCGUCUCCGUCUACUGGAGGGACAAAGACGACCUGAGCGUCCUGGACAUCGUCAAGAGCUCAGAGAACAGAACGUCUCAGCACCAGAGGUUCAGAGGACGAGUGUCCAGCUUCCCCCAGCUCUAUGCCAAAGGGAACUUCUCCGUGGAGAUGAGGGACCUGAAACCAGAGGACCAGGGGCCCUAUGAGUGUGAGGUCCUCCGAGUCCACUUCAAGAGGAAGGUCACUCUGAAGGUCUCCGAUUUUCUAAAGGUGUCUCCGACUCGUCCGUCUAACACUGCAGCUGAUUGGUCGUCCAACCCUCGGACAGUGAUCUCUGCUCUGCUGGUGUCAGGUUUCAUUUUGUUCUAACAGCUCCUUAUAUGGUCUCAUUUAUCAUCCAAUCAGAGGACAGAACAACAAACACCUGCCUCUCAUCACCCGCAGCUCCACCUUCACCUCCAUAAACUCACCUGGACGCUUCCAGUCGGUCCAGACUAGUCAUCAAUCAGCUGAUCAAUCAGUUUGAGGAACUGUUUCAUAAAGACAUCUAAAUUCUGUGAGAAUAUUUCCUGGUUCCUUUUGACAGGAACCUGAAUUUAUUUGAAGAACCUCAGAUCAACGUAUUCCACCUUCUACAGAUCGAUCAGCUGAUCGAUCGAUCAGCUGAUUCAUCUCUAGAAGGUGGAACACGUUGAUCCAGAAAAUAUUCCACCCUGAGAGUCUGAUUACCAUCUUUAGAACAGAUCUAAGGUCUAGUUUCGAGUUUUUCACGAUGUGGCGUUCCUCAGGGUUCUAACCUGGAUCCUUUUAACUUAAUAAUGAGUCUGAAGAACUCCCAGAGGAUUGAAACAAACCAAAGAUGAUUCAGGUUAGAACCCUGAGGAACGCCACAGGACGGAAACUGUCUUUGUUGGUGGUUAGACUCUCAGAGGUUCUGAUGUUUUUAAGGUGGUUCUCUGUGAUGUUCUGAUGUUUCUGAUUAAUAUCCAACAGGUUCAGUCAGAACCGGAACAAACUAGUCUGGAACUGAGUCCGACAGUUUUCAUUUGUGUGUUAUAACAAGUCGGAGGUUCUUCCAGAGGAUUGAAACUGAAACCGACUGGAAAACAUCAGAACCAAAAGUCUAAUUACCAACGAAGACAGUUUGAUUGUCAUUAGAACAGAAAUAAGCUCAAGUUUAGAGUUUUUCUUGGCGUGGCGUUCCUCAGGGUUCUAACCUGGAUCCUCUUCAGUUUCCAUUAAUGAGUGUUUAAUCUACUAACCUACUAAGUAAACAGUUUCAAAUAACUUUGAGGUCUUCUAAAAGACUUUUCAACAUCAUUACAAAAGUUUUGUUUUAAAGAAAUGAGUGCCAGUUUGUUGUAUUUGAGUUCUACGUCGUUUAAAUGUGAGUUUUUCAUGGCAUGGCGUUCCUCAGGGUUCUAACCUGGAUCCUCUUUGAUUCGGAUGCUUUGUGUUUUUGAACUUCAUAAUGAGUCUGAGGUUCUUUCAGAGGAUUGAAACGGUCAGACCCAGUUCCAGACUAGUUUGUUCUGGUUGUGACUGCACUUGUUGGUUAUUAAUCAUUAAAUCAUCUCAACAGAACCACUUUAAACAGGAACCGCAUUAAAACAUCAUGAGAUCUGAGACAUGGUGGAACCUGGAGAAUGUUUAGGUUCUCAAUCAGCUGCACGUAUUUAUUGGAACUAUUUAGUGUCUUUUUCUGCUGAACAAGCAAAGUAACCACUAUUUAUUCUGUUUAUUAACCUGUAGAAAACCAACAGACAACAUGGAAACAACGCUUCUACAACAUUAGCGCUGGUGUUGUUUUUAGAGAGUCAAAGCUUUAAGGUUACUUGUUUUAUACAUGACUUUAGCACCUUUAAUGUUCUAGCUGCUGCUACAUGAAGAAUGUUCCUAACCUGUUCUGUGCUGCGAUGUUAAUAUUAAUGUUUAUUGAUCUGCUGAUUUAUUGAUCAUUGGAGGAAGUUUUAGUUUGAAGAAGAACUGAUCAGUCGACUGACAGAUAAACAACCUGAUUAGCUGACUGUUUGGACCUUUAUCAACCAGAAAUAGAGAAAAACUUGUUACUGAUUAACAACGUUAAAGAAAAACACGAUUACUGAUUUCUGGUGUCCUUCUUUUCCGACAGUAAAAUGAAGAUUUUAGGACAAAACAACGAAUCGAUCCAUCUAGAAAACAGUUGACGGUGUAAAUAACUGGUAGUUUAACUGUAAAUGACAAGAAAAUCAGACUCAGUUUUGUCGUAUUUGAGUUUUACGUUGUUUUUCUUGACGUGGCGUCCCACAAGGAUCAGACCUGGAUCCUCUUUGGUUUCCAUUUCUGAGUACUUAAUCUUCUAAGUUUCUAAUUAAACAGUUUAAAACAUCUGUUUACUCUUCUAAGUUUCUAAUUAAACAGUUUAAAACAUAUGUUUACUCUUCUAAGUUUCUAAUUAAACAGUUUAAAACAUCUAUUUAGUCUUCUAAGUUUCUAAUUAAACAGUUUAAAACAUCUGUUUAGUCUUCUAAAAUACUUUUCAACAUCAUUACAAGAGUUUUGUUUUAAAAGAAAUAAGUGCCAAUUUCUUGUGUUUCAGUUUUACGGCAUUUAAAUUUGUUUUUUUCUUGCCGUGGCGUCCCACAGGGUUCUAACCUGGAUCCUCUCUGGUUUCCGUUAAUGAGUGUUUAAUCCUCUAACUUCAGAAUUAAACAGUUUAAAAUAUCUUUGAGGUCUUCUAAAAGACAUGUCAACAUCACUACAAGAGUUCUCCUUUGUUUGUUUUCUUUGUUUAUCGCAGCAUGGCGCCAUCAUGUGGUCAAAUCAGAACAUUUAAAAAACUGUUACAUGUUUGAGGCACCAAAUGAAACCUAGAACCAGAAUUCUUAAGGUGCUGCUGCCCUCUACUGGAUCCUGCAGCACAUUACAGGAUGAUUUUACUCCACCUGAACUCUUCAUCAACAAAAAACAUUUUACAGUCAGUUUGGUUUGUUCUGAUUGGACCAACAGGAGGCGCUGCAGCAUCCGUUAUCAUCCUGUUAUCUCUGGUUUAAUCAAUAAAACGAGGUUUCCGUCAGUCGACUGAUCGAUGAGGCAGCUCUGGAGGGAAGACAUCAGUGAUAGGGAUUCUAAAGGGAAAUGUUGUCAAGUUUCUGCUGUUUGUUCUGAAAUAAAACCUGAAGUUCA